This is a messenger RNA of Sardina pilchardus (European sardine), 3371 nucleotides long. Its product is annotated as NACHT, LRR and PYD domains-containing protein 12-like. The coding region runs from base 4 to 3309 and encodes 1101 amino acids. The record is from RefSeq and is a predicted model, not a curated record. The transcript is spliced from 10 exons. Gene Ontology annotation, biological process: intracellular signal transduction. Gene Ontology annotation, molecular function: protein binding. Lineage: Eukaryota; Metazoa; Chordata; Actinopteri; Clupeiformes; Clupeidae.
GAAAUGGAAGAAUGCAAACCAGAUACUGUCAGUGACAAGUAUACCCAGAAGAAACUCAAGCGCAUAUUCCAGGUGCUUGAGGAGAAGAUCAUCACCUUUGUGAAGAAUGAGCUGAAGAGAUUCAAGAAGAUUGUGAGUCCAGAUUACCAAGAGAAGUCUGAAGGUAAAGAGCAGGAUGAGACUAAUGCCAGAGAAGGGGCUCUUAAGAUGGCACUGCACUUCCUGAGGAACAUGAAGCAGAAUAGUAUUGCUGACAAACUGCAAGAAAGUAAGACAUUUGAACUUUGUGUAGUGUGGCAGACUGAAUUGAAGAAAAAUCUCAAGAACAAGUACCAGAGUGUGUUUGAAGGAAUGCCCAAGCAAGGGAGCUCUGCUCUGCUGGAAAAGAUCUACACAGAGGUUUACAUCACAGAGGGAGGAAGUGGAAAAGUAAAUGAGGAGCAUGAAGUCAGGCAGAUUGAGUCCAUUUCCAAGAGACCAGCUGGACAGGAGACACCAAUCAAAUGCAGAGAUAUCUUUAAGCCCCUGCCUGGCCAAGACAAACCAAUCAGAAGUGUCAUCACAAAGGGAGUAGCUGGCAUUGGCAAAACUGUCUCAGUUCAGAAGUACAUCCUGGACUGGGCUGAAGGAAAAGAAAACCAAGAUGUCCACUUCAUCUUUCCACUGCCUUUUAGGGAGCUAAACCGCAUGAAAGAUAAACAGCUCUCUUUGAUGGAUCUUCUUCACCACUUUUUCUCAGAAAUUAAGCAGUUAACCUUUCCCAGCCAGGGGAAGUACAAAGUGUUGUUCAUCUUUGACGGUCUGGAUGAGUGCCGACUCCAGCUAGACUUUCAGAAAAAUGACAUUUUGACUGAAAUGACGAAUGUCACUUCAUUGGAUGUUCUGCUGACAAAUCUCAUCAAAGGUGAUCUGCUUCGCUCUGCUCUCGUUUGGAUCACCUCUCGACCAGCAGCAGCCAAUCAAAUCCCUCCUGAGUGUGUUGACCGGGUCACAGAAGUACAAGGGUUCAGCGACGCUCAGAAGGAGGAGUACUUCAGGAAGAGGAUCAGUGAUGAGAAUCUUGCCAGCAAAGUUGUCACUCACAUAGAAUCAUCAAGAAGCCUCCACAUUAUGUGCCACAUACCAGUGUUUUGCUGGAUUGCAGCUACUGUUAUUGAACGUAUUCUUAAGACUGAAGGAGAUAAGCAAGUUCCAAAGACUUUGACAGAGAUGUACACGUAUUUCCUUGUUUUUCAAACCAAGCAGAGGAGUCUGAAGUUUGAAGGAGUUUAUGACACAGAUCCACAGUGGAACCAGGCUAGUCUCCUCGCUCUAGGAAAGUUGGCCUACGAGCAGCUGAACAAGGGCAACCUGAUCUUUUAUGAAGACGACCUGAGAGAGAGUGGUAUUGAUGUCAGAGAGGCAGCAGUACACUGUGGCAUCUGCACCCAGAUCUUUCAGGAGGAGUCAGGCCUUCAUCAGGAAAAGUUGUACUGCUUUGUGCAUCUGAGCAUCCAGGAGUACCUUGCAGCUCUGUAUGUGAUCCUGAUGUUAAUAACUGAGGGGAAAGAUCUCAUGUCCCCACAGCAACCCCCCAGAACAAUGUUUCAACGUCUGAAAUGGAAAACGGGCAAACCCAUGACCACCUUACAGAAGAGUGCAGUGGACAAAGCAAUGGAACAUGAAGAUGGGCGCUUUGAUCUGUUCCUCCGUUUCCUUCUUGGCUUCUCUCUGGAAUCCAACCAGAGACUCUUGAGAGGCCUAAUAAAGGAAGCACACCAUGAAAGCAAAGAAGAAAUAGGCAGGUACAUUAAGACAAAGAUCAGGGAGAUGCCAUCAUCAGAAAGAGUUCUCAACCUCUUCCACUGUCUGAAUGAAGUCAAUGAUCACUCCUUAGUGGAGGAGGUCCAGAGCUUCCUGAGUGCAGGGACACUUUCAGCUGCCAAACUCUCAUCCACACAGUGGUCAGCUCUUGUGUUUGUGCUUCUGACGUCAGCAGAAAAGCUGGAUGUGUUUGAUUUGAAGAAGUACAGCAGGUCUAAUGAAUGUCUCCUAAGGCUGCAGCCAGUGGUGGAGGAAUCCCAAAAGGCUCUGCUCAACAGUUGUGGGCUCACUGAGAGGAGCUGUGCAGGUCUGGCAUCUGUCCUCACCAAAGCGUCUUCAAAGCUGAAACAUCUGGACCUCAAUGACAACAGUAUUGGAGAUAAUGGUGUCCAAGAAUUGUGUAGUGGACUGGGUAACCCAAACUGUGCACUGGAGACACUCAGGCUCUCUGACUGCAGUAUCACAGAGAAGGGCUAUGCUAGUCUGGCUUCAGCCCUGAGGUUAAAUCCCAAUCACCUGAGAGAGCUUGAUCUCAGUGGAAAUGAUCCAGGGAAAUCUGGAGUCAAGCUGCUUUUAGACCUGAAGGAGGAUCCACAGUGUACACUGAGAAAUGUCCAGUUCCUGAAGAGUAGUGCUGCUGAGGAAGCCUGUGCUGCUGUGGCUUCAGCUGUGGGUUCAAACCCCUUACUCAUGACUCAGCUGGAUCUGAGUGAGCGCAUACCAGGAGCCUUGGGAGUGACUCAGCUGUGUGCUUUACUGCAGGAUCCCCACUGCACACUGCAGACAUUACGGUUAGUAGAUAACUGCAGUAUUGGAGAGGAAGGCUUCAGAGCUCUUGCAUCAGCACUGAGAUCAAACCCCUCACACAUGAGAGAGCUGCAGCUGAGUGAGAAUGAAGCAGCAGGAGACUCAGGAGUGAAGCAUCUUUCUUCUCUUCUGGAGGAUCCCAACUGUAAACUGGAGAAACUACACCUGGAUAACUGCAGUAUUGGAGAGGAAGGCUUCAGAGCUCUUGCAUCAGCACUGAGAUCAAACCCCUCACACAUGAGAGAGCUGCAGCUGAGUGAGAAUAGAGCAGCAGGAGACUCAGGAGUGAAGCAUCUUUCUUCUCUUCUGGAGGAUCCCAACUGUAAACUGGAGACACUACACCUGUCAUGCUGCAGUAUUGGAGAGGAAGGCUUCAGAGCUCUUGCAUCAGCACUGAGAUCAAACCCCUCACACAUGAGAGAGCUGCAGCUGGGUGGGAAUGAAGCAGGAGACUCAGGAGUGAAGCAUCUUUCUUCUCUUCUGGAGGAUCCCAACUGUAAACUGGAGAAACUACACCUGCAGUGGUGCAGUAUAACAGAUGAAGGUUUCAGAGCUUUAGCAUCAGCACUGAGAUCAAACCCAUCAGCCCUCAGAGAGCUCAAUCUGUGGUGUAAUCAUCCUGGACCCUCAGCACAGCAGCUGCUCUCUGAACUGAAGACACAUCCAAACUGUAAACAUCUACGAAUACUAGGACCCUAAUGAGUCCAUCCUGUUGUGUUCCACCUGAAUCAUGUUUUUACACUGUGCAUAAAUAAGUGUUG